UUCAAAACCAAUUUCCCCCUCCUUAUUACUCACACCACUUUUCUCUUUUCUCUCAUCUCUACUCACCUUCACUAAUGGAACCACCAUGGCUAGACGAUCUAGCCGACGACCUCCAAAGCAUCAGCUUCAACUCAACCACCACCAACACCACCACAACCACCGACAUCAACCGCAGCACAAGCUCUGAAUCCGAAGCCACUUGGACCACCUCCACCUCCACCACCACAACCAAACCCCACACUCCUUCCAACAACCCUUGCUGGACCGCCAUCCGAGCCAUCAACACCCCCCUUAGCCUAACCGACAUCCACUUCAUCCACCGGCUCGGCUCCGGAGACAUCGGCUCCGUAUACUUAGCCAAACUCAAACACUCUUCAGCUUCAGGUUCAGCCGCCGUGUUCGCGGCUAAAGUCAUGAACAAGAAAGAAAUUGCAAGCCGAAAUAAGGAAGCGCGAGCCAACACAGAAAAAGAGAUUUUACAAGUUUUGAAUCAUCCUUUCUGUCCAACGUUGUAUGCGUCGUUAGAUUCUCCGAAAUGGUCGUGUAUGCUAACGGAAUUUUGUCCUGGUGGGGACCUUCAUGUUCUCCGGCAACGACAGCCAUGCAAACGGUUUCCGGAAUCUGCCGUAAGGUUUUAUGCAUCCGAGGUCGUUGUAGCAUUGGAAUAUCUUCAUAUGUUGGGUAUUGUUUACCGUGAUCUCAAACCCGAAAAUGUUUUGGUUCGAUCAGAUGGUCACAUCAUGUUAACUGAUUUCGACCUCUCUUUGAAAUGUGACCUCUCAACGUCAACUCCGGCCCAAGUCUUCACCAAUUACAACCACCAAAACCCAACACCACCAACCAAUCACCGCCCCUUGGAUCCACUCAAAUUCACCUCGUCGUCAUGUAUUCUUCCCAAUUGCAUUGUCCCCUCGGUCACAUGCUUCCACACUAUGCGUAAACACAAGAAGAAGCCCGCCAACCACAGCGGGCCAGAGUUCGUGGCAGAGCCACUAGACGUUCGAUCAAUGUCGUUUGUUGGAACCCACGAGUAUCUGGCACCAGAAAUUAUAUCUGGUGAGGGCCAUGGUAGCGCUGUUGAUUGGUGGACUCUUGGAAUAUUUAUAUUUGAAUUGUUUUAUGGCGUUACGCCUUUUAAGGGAAUGUACAACGAGCUAACCCUAGCCAACAUUGUAGCUCGGGCACUAGAGUUCCCAAAAGAGCCGAUGAUCCCGGCUAUGGCUAAGGACCUAAUAUCUCAAUUGUUGGUUAAGGACCCAGACCGGCGAAUGGGGUCCACAAUGGGUGCAUCCGCGAUCAAACGCCAUCCGUUUUUUCAUAGGGUCAAUUGGGCACUCUUGAGAUGCACACCACCACCGUUUGUCCCGCCACCGUUUAGCCACGAAGACGUUGUGGCGGAUCAUGGUUGUCCUGGUACUCCUGUGGAAUACUAUUAGGAUUUUUUAUAUUAUUUGGCACUGUGUCUUAUUGUGACCAGAUUUUGAAUUGGGUUAGAAACCAUGAUAAUUGUCUAAUUGAUCAAAGUCUGUACUUUGGGACAGGUUGCUUAUUGCAUGAUGUACAUAAGUUGAACCUUAUUUGUUGGAAGGCGAGGUGACUCAAGAAAAAAUAU
Helianthus annuus (common sunflower) is the source of this 1612-nucleotide messenger RNA. Its product is annotated as protein kinase PVPK-1. The coding region runs from base 75 to 1436 and encodes 453 amino acids. Gene Ontology annotation, biological process: protein phosphorylation. Gene Ontology annotation, cellular component: cytoplasm; plasma membrane; nucleus. Lineage: Eukaryota; Viridiplantae; Streptophyta; Magnoliopsida; Asterales; Asteraceae. Gene Ontology annotation, molecular function: ATP binding; protein serine/threonine kinase activity. The record is from RefSeq and is a predicted model, not a curated record. The transcript is spliced from 2 exons.